CGGGAUGGCGGGGCUGGAGCUGCUGUCGGACCAGGGCUACCGGGUGGAUGGCAGGAAAGCCGGGGAGCUGCGCAAGAUACGGGCCAGGAUGGGAGUGUUCGCUCAGGCCGAUGGCUCCGCUUAUAUCGAGCAGGGGAACACCAAGGCCCUGGCUGUGGUAUAUGGGCCCCAUGAGAUCCGCGGCUCUCGCAGUAAAAUGCUCCACGACCGCUCAGUGGUGAACUGCCAGUACAGUAUGGCGACCUUCAGCACCGGCGAGAGGAAGCGCCGCCCCCACGGGGACCGCAAGUCCAGCGAGAUGACCCUGCACCUAAAGCAGACGUUCGAGGCCGCCAUCCUCACCCAGUUGUACCCGCGCUCACAGAUAGAUAUCUACGUGCAGAUCCUGCAAGCAGACGGGGGCAACUACUGCACAUGUGUGAAUGCCGCCACCCUGGCCGUGAUCGACGCCGGCAUUCCCAUGCGCGACUACGUGUGCGCCAGCUCGGCGGGCUUCAUCGAGGACACGCCCCUCGCGGAUCUCAGCUACGUGGAAGAAGCCGCCGGAGGGCCCCAACUCGCCCUGGCCCUCCUCCCCAAGUCGGAUCAGAUUGCGCUGCUGGAGAUGAACUCGCGGCUGCACGAGGAUCACCUGGAGCGGGUGAUGGAUGCCGCGAGCAAGGCGUGCAAGGAUGUGUACGCUGUCCUGGAUCAGGUGGUGCGGGAGCACUUACAGGAGCUCACUACCCUGCUGGGGGACCGCACAGCAGCUUGAAUCUGAUUGGCUCGGCUAGUUUGGGCUUCCUGCCCAGGCAACUCACUCGAAUGACGAUCUACUUUCUCUCAGGACUGCGUAAUAAACAGGAGGGGGUGGGGCCUGACUUGUAUCUUGAAUUACAGGUAAUGGGGUGGGUUUACCUUUAAGUUAACUAUUAGUAUGUUAUAGAUUGGCCAAUUCUGAGCAACUUUUCAAUUGGUCUUUAUUAUUUAUUUUUGCUUCUGACUCUUUGCAUCUUUCAAAUGGGGGUCACUGACCCCGGCAGCCAAACCCUAUUGCUCUGUGAGGCUCCAGUUUUAUUGUUAUUGUUACUUUUUAUUCCUUAUCUUUCUAUUCAGCCCCUCCCCUAUUCAUAUACCAGUCUCCCAUUGAAACAACUCCCUGGUUGCUAAGGUAAGUUGCACCAUAGCAACCAGAUAGCUGCUGAAACUGGAGAGCUGCUGAACAAUAAGUGAAAGUAUUCAAAAACCACAAAUAAUAAAAAAUGAAGACCAAUUGCAAAUAGUCUCAGAAUAUCUCUCUCUACAUCGUACUAAAAGUUAACUCAGGUGACCGACUCCUUUUCAUAUUUUGGAUAUUAAAAUGAAAAGUGAUAAAAAUAUUUUUGUUAUAAUA
Molecule: messenger RNA, 1372 nt
Organism: Xenopus tropicalis (tropical clawed frog)
Lineage: Eukaryota; Metazoa; Chordata; Amphibia; Anura; Pipidae
Gene: exosc4
Product: exosome component 4
Cellular component (GO): nucleolus; nucleoplasm; cytoplasm
Source: RefSeq, marked provisional